AUGUCAUCUGAAUAUGCCAACCUUUUACCCAAAAACGGGAAGUGGAAACAGCAAAUCACCGACUUCUUAACUGAGGAUGUACCUUCAUUCGAUUUCGGUGGGUUUGUUGUUGGUGCUAAACCAGAAACAGCAUCAUUGUAUAUGAAACAAGAAGGAUUAAUUUGUGGUGUCCCAUUUGCCGCUGAGGUUUUCAAACAAUGCGACUUGAAAGUGAAAUGGCAUCGUGAAGAAAAGGACUAUGUGACAGCAGAAGAGUUGAAGCAAAAUGGUGGCAAGAUUGUAGUUGCUACGGUUGCCGGUGCUGCCAAAAAUAUCUUGUUGGCAGAACGGACUGCGUUGAAUUUAUUAGCAAGGGCUUCAGGUGUCGCUACACAAUCUUACAUUACCAAGAAUUUAGCCGACGAAAACGGAUACACGGGGUUAAUUGCCGGGACAAGAAAGACUACACCAGGAUUACGAUUGGUUGAAAAAUACGCCAUGCUUGUUGGCGGUGUAGAUACUCAUAGAUAUGACUUGAGCUCUAUGGUUAUGUUGAAGGAUAACCAUAUUGCAUCUACUGGAAGUAUCACUGAUGCAGUGGCAAAAGCAAGACUGGUUUGUGGAUUUGCUGUUAAAGUUGAGGUUGAAGUAAGUUCAGAAAAGGACGCCAAGGAAGCAAUAGAUGCCGGCGCUGACGUGAUUAUGUUGGAUAACUUCAAAGGUGACGAAUUGAGGCAAGUGGCACAGAGUUUGAAAGAGCACUACAAGGGAAGCAACAAGGCGUUCUUGUUGGAGUGCUCGGGAGGAUUGACAUUGAAGAAUUUGAGCAGCUAUCUUUCAAAUGACAUUGAUAUUUAUUCAACCUCAUCGAUCCAUCAAGGCACUGGUAUAAUUGAUUUUUCAUUGAAAAUCGACGUUUGA
Molecule: messenger RNA, 900 nt
Organism: Lodderomyces margitis
Lineage: Eukaryota; Fungi; Ascomycota; Pichiomycetes; Serinales; Debaryomycetaceae
Product: nicotinate-nucleotide diphosphorylase (carboxylating)
Exons: 1
Coding region: 1-900 (299 amino acids)
Biological process (GO): quinolinate catabolic process; NAD+ biosynthetic process
Cellular component (GO): cytoplasm
Molecular function (GO): nicotinate-nucleotide diphosphorylase (carboxylating) activity
Source: RefSeq, a predicted model, not a curated record